This is a messenger RNA of Protopterus annectens (West African lungfish), 4830 nucleotides long. RefSeq names its product calcium voltage-gated channel auxiliary subunit gamma 4 (gene CACNG4). Bases 557 to 1543 code for a protein of 328 amino acids. Gene Ontology annotation, biological process: positive regulation of synaptic transmission, glutamatergic; postsynaptic neurotransmitter receptor diffusion trapping; transmission of nerve impulse. The transcript is spliced from 4 exons. Gene Ontology annotation, molecular function: voltage-gated calcium channel activity; channel regulator activity. Gene Ontology annotation, cellular component: postsynaptic density membrane; AMPA glutamate receptor complex; voltage-gated calcium channel complex. The record is from RefSeq and is a predicted model, not a curated record. Lineage: Eukaryota; Metazoa; Chordata; Ceratodontiformes; Protopteridae.
CUGACCGAACCUCCUCGAUGUUUGCCUCUGAUGGUGCUUUAACGGUCUGGCCUCUGCCUGUCAUCUUCUACCAAACCAACACCCUUCACCCCACCCCAGCGUCAGGUAUUUGCAUAUUUAUUGUGUCUGGGCCUGAGAUGGAAAGGUGGAGUCUCAUCACGAAAGCUUCUUUUUCCCCCCACCCUUCUUUUGAGGCUCCCUUAGUACUAUCCACUUCAGAGUUUUAGGAAGGCUCUGUUACACAAAGCGACAUUCUGAUAAGGAAAAUUGUCAUCCAGCAUCAAUAUAAGACACGAGAAAAAAAGAAUUAACUAAGGGACACAAACAAGCAAAUGAAAGGGAAAACGCACCAGAUGUUUGCCAGCCCUACGCCUGUCCCGUUUACAUUUCCUGGAGUGGGACCUUACUUUUCUCCUCUCCCUUCGGCGUUUGCUGUGUCGCGCAAACUCUUGGUGGGAAACUGUUAAGAGAUAAAUAAUGCUUGUGCUGAAGAGAAGCUGGUAUAAGGGUCCACCAGGUUGCCCUCUGUCUGGAUUGGGUCUGUAGGCAUAGCAUCAUGGUGUGGUGUGAUCGUGGGGUCCAGAUGUUGCUGACCACCGUGGGGGCUUUUGCUGCCUUCAGUCUGAUGACUAUAGCUAUAGGCACCGAUUACUGGCUGUACUCGAGAGCUCAUAUCUGCAACGGUACCAACAUCACAACAGAUGACACUCAAGGGCAGCCCAAGAAACCGAAAGGGGACAUGACCCAUUCAGGACUCUGGAGAAUCUGCUGUAUCGAAGGCUUGUACAAAGGCAGUUGUUUCAGGAUUAACCACUUCCCAGAGGACAAUGAUUACGAUCACGACAGCUCAGAGUACCUUCUGCGUAUUGUCCGUGCCUCAAGUGUUUUCCCAAUUCUGAGUACUAUUUUGCUUUUGGUUGGAGGACUUUGUGUCGCAGUUGGAAGAAUUUAUAGCAGCAAAAACAACGUUGUUUUAAGUGCUGGGAUUCUUUUUGUAGCAGCAGGGUUAAGCAAUAUUAUAGGAAUCAUUGUCUACAUAUCGAGUAAUGCUGGUGAUCCAAGUGACAAAAAAGAUGAAGACAAGAAAAGCCAGUACAACUAUGGAUGGUCAUUUUAUUUUGGUGCCCUGUCUUUCAUCGUGGCAGAAGCUAUAGGUGUGCUUGCUGUAAACAUUUACAUUGAGAAAAAUAAAGAGAUAAGAUUUAAGUCUAAGAGGCAGUUUCAUAAGACUUCUUCUGCCUCUCCAUAUGCAAGAAUGCCAAGUUAUCGGUAUAGCAGGAGGAGAUCGCGAUCAAGCUCAGUGUCGACAGAAGCCUCGCCAUCUAGGGAUACAUCGCCUGUGAGUACAAAGAUGGUGAGCUCUUUACCAAUGGGUGAAAUCUCUAUGUACACAUUAACAAGGGAUCCUCUAAAGGUAACAACAGCAGCUGCCUAUAGCCCAGAAGAUGAGGCCACUUUUCUUCAGGUUCAUAAUUGCUUCCAGAAGGACCUUAAAGAAGGACUUAACAUCAGUGUUGUCAACCGAAGAACAACUCCUGUUUGAAGGCUUUCUAUUUUCCCCUCAUCUCACAGACAUCCAAAAGUGAACACUAGUAAUGAGCCAUAGCAGAUAAAGGAAGUUGUACGCUUUGUUUUCAAGACUGAAGAUAGCUAUCAGAGUAAUGAUAAAUGUUGCCAUCUUCUUGUUUCCUGCUACAAUGCAAUGGGACAAUUAUACUUGUAAUAUUAUAACAGAAGACUUUUUUGUGGUUGCGGACCACUAAUAUGAAGAUACCAGGAAGUAUCACAACAAAGAGCAUUCACUUAAUAGUGUACAAAGGAAAAAAGGGUAGGGCAAACAUAUGUUUUCUAACACAGGAAUGUUUUGCACAUCUAGCACAUAUGACAAAAACUGCUGUCUUUUCUUUUUUUCUGUAGAUCAUAUGGAAUUAGAAAAUUUAAAAAAAAUGUGCAUCCCAGUGCCCUUUAAUGAUAUUUCCUACCUCUACUUUUAUUUUAAGGUCUAUAAAAAGCAGUGGUGAUAAUAGUACAAAUAUUGAUGAUGCUGAUGUGUGUUUAUGCCAGCUUUCAUUUGCAGGAUUUUAUACAGGUAGACAAAGACGAAAACAGUCAGAUUCUGUAAAGAUUCAUAAUAUACAUUAUACUAGUUUCCCAGCAAGUGAAAUUCCCAAAACUGUGAAUCUUAAGUCUAGCAACAAGCACAUCAAUAGUGAAGAGAAAAUGUUAGCCUAAUGCAUAUAAAGUAACUGAAAACAAUGACAAUGAAAUGGAUGAAACCUAUUUUUUACGGGCUAGAUAGUUUGCCAUUGACCAAAAAUCUCCUGCCCUUCCACAUGGACUAAAUUAUAUAACACUGAGGCCUGUUAGGUAGGAUGGCUUUCAGAAACAGACUGUGGAUUUGCACCAUGUUUAUAUUCCAAAUUAUUCCAAAUGUACAGGUGUAUGAAAAUUAAAGGAACAGUUCAAAGAAUCAAUUCACAGCAAAGCAAGCCUAACCUUUAUAUGCACAAGUCUGUCUUUCAUAACGAGUGUACUGAAUAUACACUAUUAAUCAGCAGCAUAUUUUAUAAAGUAUAAUUUUACUGAAAUUUUAAUAGUAUCACAAAUGUGAGCAAGUGCUUCCACUCACCUUUUAAAUGUUAUUGUUCUGAAAAAUGUAUACAAAGAACUGUGCUUUGUUUACGUAAGUCUAGUGAAGUAAAUAAGUAAACUAGUUAGUGAAUUAGUCUGUCUCCCACAUGAAAACCUUAAGGGUUGUAAAAUUCUGUAUGUCAUACUCUACAGAACAUGCACAGAACAGAAUUCCCAAUUUUAUGUCGUAUUGAUGUUACUUUCUAAUUUUUAAGUGUUCUGCAUUAAUACAGAUUUUCUAAUACAGUCCAUUGUGAUAGUUUCAAAACAGUAUUAGAAAACACAAAAUAAUGUGUCAUCGAAGUAUGUAUUUUUCUUUAUUGUAUAGUUAUUAUAGUAUUAAACAUAUCCGUGUUACUAAAUAGUCUCAUAAUAGCCAUUGUUUAAUAUGUACAAUUAGCUGAGAAGUAGGAAGUCUGUUUUCCUGCAUUUCUUGUAAAUAUCUAUUUGUUAAUUGGAGGAUUAGAUAUAGGGUAUGCUUCCAAAACUUGUCAAUGUAUUUGAGGUGCUAGAGCAUUUUCACCUUAAUACUCCGAAACAGUCAGACAUUUGUAGUUCUGCCUGUUUCUCCAAAUAACAUCAGACUUACAGUGCUGUUACUGGUAUGUUUUUAUCAUAUUACUACAGUCUAUAUUUUAUGAGCCAUUGGGAUUUCUGAUUCAGUGAUUUUUUAGCAACACUCUGUUCCAAUUUAUCAUUAACAUAUCAUAAAUUCCUCAGGCAUUCUAAACUGGGCUUAAACUAGGAGCUCUGUUAUUACUAACUGGAUCCAACUCUAUCCGAUUUUUUAAAAUAUUUUUUUAAAUAUCUUCCCCUGGGAUUAUUCUUCAACUGUAUAUAUACUAGAGUCUUUAAAAAGACUACUCAGAAUGUAGUGACGUAUAUUUCCAGUGGUAAAAAAAAUGCAUAUCUCUGUUUCAGAAUAAGUAAGAAUGUAUACGCUUGUUGGUGUUUCAUUUGAUUUGCAUUUUAAAGGAAUUUAAAGUACAAUUCAUUUUAAGGUACAAGUUAUGUUAAGUUUUACUAGGUGGCUAAAUGGAUCGGUAAAGUGACACUAAGUGGCACAUAGUCACAUAAUUUUCAAAUGCCAUAGAAACACACUGUGGAUUAUAUAAUAGUUUAUUGUUCACCAUUUUUUAUGAUAUGUUUGCAAAGUUGUAUUGUUCAGUGUUAUGAUGCUCCAUACUGGCGUAAGAGAAAUGUUCGACUAGUUGCGUUUCUUAACACAACAACACUGCAUUCUGUCUAUAGAGUACACUGACACUGUGAUGAUUGGCUUCAAUCAUAUCAGCAGUUUAAAAUGACUGUUAUAAAUAAUGUAACUUGCCAUGUGACUACUUUAGUAAUGGCCUCGUGAAGUUGACUUACCAAAAAUGCACAUAGAAAGGGACAUAAAUGCUAUUUAUGAUAUAAUUUAUAAACUAUGAUUCAGAGUUACAGUAUCACCAUCUUUUUGUUAAGGUUGGGUAAAAAACUUACAAAACGUAUAAAUGGCCUCCCAUUCUACACCACCCAAUGUGGUUAAAUGCAGUGUGAUAAGACAAAGUGUAUUUCGGAUUUCUUCAAAAACUGCAGUUUUACUUUGCUACAGGUAUGGUUUCUGCUCUACAUAAAAUUAAAUAAAAACAGUAGCAGUAGAAUACUGUUUAAGCUGCCUGAAAAAGUACUUUGGAUUAAAUACUGCAAUGUGGUGGUUAUGAUCUGAAGCUCACUGUGAUGAUAUUUUUAAAACUGAUGAUGACUUAGAAAUUUAGAAGUGAAUAUGUGAUCUAGGAAAGUCAGUCCAAGUUUUGUUCUAUUUUUCUACUCAGUAUUAAUAUCACUCACUUGUUUUGAGUUCAUGCUAAACAGAAUACAGUUCACCAUAAUUCAAAUGCUUAGUCUUAAGUAACACAUUUCUUAUAUUAAUUUUCUAGGAUGAUUUAUAUCCUUUUAAAUGAAUUCACAGACACUAAGUACUGAUACAGUAUUAAUGUAGAGCUCAUCACCUGAAUUUUUUAAUGUUCUGCUUGGAUCUUUUUAUUCCAGUUGCUGUUUUACAGAUACCACUUAUAUAAUCAAAUGGUGUAGUGUUGAAGUGGCAUAUGAUUGUUGCAAAAUUAAAUGUUACUGCAGUUAAGCAAAAUUGUCUUAUAAUAUACCUACAUUUAUACAAUCUGUACAAUUUUCUUUUUCUAUAAUAAAAUAAAAUGAAACAUC